AUGGUUCUGCUCUACAUACGAAGGAGGCUCACGCACGCGCUGCAGACUCUAGCAAGGCAUCUGGGCGCGCCGCCGGCGUCUCCCACGCCUUUGACCAGCGAGUGGAUCAGCACACGCUGCGAGGGUCUUGACGCGAGCGCUGCUGUCGUCGUAGAGAUCGCGCUGGACGAAGAGAGCGGCGAGAACGGGGCCGUCGCGCGCGUCGCGCUCGGCGGCGAGCGUCUGGUCGUCAAGCGCCCGCCGGCGUCGCCCGCGGCGAGGGCCGUGGCCGCGAUCCAGCAGUGGUACGCGCGAGAGGCUGUGUGGAAAUCAAAAUUUUACGGCGCGUUCGUGCUGAAUCUUCGCGUCGACCUCCACGCCAUCGACGCGACGCCUGCUCGAUGGCGUGGCGAUGCCGGUUCUUCACCGCUCGACCGAGCCAGGACGGCCGCGUCAUCGCCGAGAAAUGACUUAGUGAAGAAUUGUCGGGUGCACCCGACGCACUGGUUGAUUUCCACACAGGCGAGAGGUGCACUGGUACGCGGCGCUCGCGCCGAUCGCGGGCGUACGCUGCCCGCGGUGCCACUGCGCGCGCUACGACGCGCUCACCGGCGAGUACGUCCUCGUGCUCGAGGACCUGCGGGCGGCGGGCUGCCGGCCGCUCGCCGUCGCGGAGGCGACGGCGGCGGCGACGACGCUCGGCCGCCUCCACGGCCGCUUCGCGGACGUCUUCGACGACGACGCGCGCCGCGAGAUUGUGCGCGGGCCCUUACCGAUCAUGCCCAUCACGCUGGCACUCGCCAUCCCGAUCGAGAAGUUCUUCAGAGACUGCUGGAAAGCGGUCCGAGGCGAGCGACGCUACGCGCUCGCGGAGCUCCUGGCGGACCGCGGCGAGGCCGCGGGCCCCGCCGCGAUCGGUCUCCUCGACGCCCUCGCCGCGCCGGGCGCGUACGCGUCGAUGACCGAGGCCCUGGCAGCGCCGCCCCGGACCCUGCUCCAUGGCGACUUCCGGCCCGAGAACAUGAUGGUCGAGGACGCGACGGGCGAGGUCGUGGUCUAUGACUGGCAAUUCGCGUCGGUCGGCAACGGUGCGUAUGACCUCGCCUACUUCUCGGCUCUGGUGGCGGACCCGGACGAUCGGCGCCGCCUCGACCCGGAGCUCCGGCGGGCCUACGUGUCGGGGCUGGCCGGUAGCGGCGCGCCGGUGCCCCGCGACCUCGAGCGCGACCUUCGUUAUGGGUGCCUCCUCGCGCUCGCGUCCUUCGUCAUGGGUGCGGCUGUUGCCGGCGACGACGCAGCCUCGGUCGAGACGCACCGCCGGGGGCUUCGGCGCCUCGCGGCGGCGGCGCUGGACUGGGGCGCCGCGGUAAGUGACCUGUUCUGUCACUGCUAUCGUUAA
Molecule: messenger RNA, 1378 nt
Organism: Pelagomonas calceolata
Lineage: Eukaryota; Pelagophyceae; Pelagomonadales; Pelagomonadaceae
Source: the annotation of a GenBank genome assembly